GACAGAACAAUGAAACGGCAAGUAUUGUUGUUGAUCUCCGCCUUCUGCCUCAGCUCUGUGAUCGGGCAGGUCAGCUACUCUAUUCCGGAGGAAAUGGCAAAAGGCUCUUUGGUCGGAAACAUCGCACAAGAUUUGGGUUUAGAUGUCAAACGGCUUAAGUCAGGUAAAGCUCGUAUUUAUACAGGAGAUAAUUCCCAGUAUAUCGAGCUGAAUAGAGAAAGAGGAGUCCUCCUUAUCAAAGAAAAAAUAGACCGCGAAGCGCUCUGCAGACAGACAACGCCUUGUGCUUUGCAUUUUCAAAUCACGUUAGAGAAUCCAUUGGAAUUAUUCCCGAUUACUGUAGAAAUCACCGAUAUUAAUGAUAAUUCUCCAGUAUUUCAAAAGGAGGAAAGGAGGUUCGAAAUAAGCGAAUCUGCAGUCAUUGGCUCUAAAUUCAUGCUAGAGAAAGCAAUUGACUCUGAUAUAGGACCCAAUAGUCUUCAGAGAUACACUCUAAAGCCGAGUGACAAUUUCAUGCUUAAACUGCAUAGUCAGUCUGAUGGGAGCAAAAAAGUAGAAAUGGUUUUACAAAAGCCUUUGGACCGAGAGAAACAAGAACACAUAUCUUUAGUUUUGACAGCCGAGGAUGGAGGAGAACCACAAAAGACAGGAACAAUGCAGAUUCAUGUUACUGUGUUGGAUGUUAACGACAAUGCCCCUGUUUUUACUAAACCCGUGUACAAAGCAAGCCUUACAGAGAACUCUGUAAUAGGAACACUCGUUACUAAAGUGAGUGCUUCUGAUGCAGACAAAGGCUCAAAUGGUGAGGUGACCUACGUGAUCGGGGAUAGCAUGGCUACUGCCUCGAAGUUAUUUCACAUUAGUAGUGAAGGCGAUUUGAUACUAGAUGGCCUUGUGGAUUAUGAAAAACAACGAAUUUAUCACAUAGAUAUAGAGGCGAUUGAUCAAGGUGGCCUCUCGGAUUCAAGUAAGAUAGUAAUUGAUAUAAUUGACGUGAACGACAAUAGCCCAACUGUAAAUAUGAUAUCAACAUCAGGUUCAGUUCCAGAGGAUUCAGCCCUCAAAACAGUAAUAGCUUUAUUAAGUGUAAAUGACCCUGACUCUGAAACUAAUGGGAAAGUCCACUGUUUAAUAAAUAAAAAUAUCCCAUUUGAAAUUAAAUUUACAUCCAAUAAUUUCUAUAGUAUAGUGACGGACGGUGAUUUAGACAGAGAGAGAGCCUCCGAGUAUAAUAUAACUGUGACCUGCUCUGAUGAGGGAGUGCCCUCCCUCUCCAGCAGCGUCACUCUCACCUUACAGAUCUCUGAUGUAAAUGAUAAUGCACCUGUCUUUGAGAGGAGCUCAUAUGAGGCCUACAUUAUAGAAAACAACACACCAGGCCUCUCUGUAUUCACAGUGAAAGCCAGAGACGCUGACUGGAACCAGAAUGCCCGUGUUUCUUACAUACUGGAGGACUCCUCUGUUAACGGAGUGCCAGUCUCCUCAUAUGUGUCCGUUAGUGCUGAUAGUGGAGUCAUCCAUGCAGUUCGCUCUUUUGACUACGAGCAGAUCAAAGAUUUCCAUUUCCGCGUCAAAGCACAGGAUGGAGGCUCUCCUCCACUCAGUAGCAAUGUGACUGUGAAAAUAAUGAUCCAGGACCAGAACGACAACCCUCCUCAGGUUCUGUACCCAGUCCAGACUGGUGGUUCUCUGGUGGCUGAAAUGGUUCCUCGUUCAGCAGAUGUGGGCUAUCUGGUGACUAAAGUGGUGGCUGUGGAUGUGGACUCUGGACAGAAUGCCUGGCUCUCCUAUAAACUGCAGAAAGCCACAGACAGGGCGCUGUUUGAAGUGGGCUUACAGAAUGGAGAAAUAAGAACUAUCCGCCAGGUGACUGAUAAAGAUGCUGUGAAACAAAGACUGACUGUUAUAGUGGAGGACAACGGGCAGCCCUCUCGUUCAGCUACAGUCAUUGUUAACGUGGCGGUGGCGGACAGCUUCCCUGAAGUGCUGUCAGAGUUCACUGACUUUACACACGACAAGGAGUACAAUGACAACUUAACUUUUUACUUAGUGUUGGCUCUGGCUGUAGUUUCCUUCCUCUUCAUCACGUGUUUAGUGGUUAUUAUAUCAGUGAAAAUCUACAGAUGGAGACAGUCUCGCAUCCUGUAUCACUCCAAUCUCCCUGUGAUUCCAUAUUAUCCACCACGUUACUCAGACACUUUGGGGACAGGGACUCUCCAACACGUGUACAAUUACGAGGUGUGCAGGACGACUGACUCCAGAAAGAGUGACUGUAAGUUCGGCAGAGCUGGUAGUCAAAACGUGUUGAUAAUGGACCCCAGUUCUACAGGGACGAUGCAGCGGAUACAGAGUGAAAGGAGCAUCCUGGAUGAACCAGACUCUCCUCUAGAGAAAGGGCCGCUAUUGGCCAGAGUGUGGCAGUCUUCGAUAGCACUGGGAACUGUACCUCCCCCUUAG
This is a messenger RNA of Scomber japonicus (chub mackerel), 2457 nucleotides long. Its product is annotated as protocadherin beta-16-like. Gene Ontology annotation, molecular function: calcium ion binding. Gene Ontology annotation, cellular component: plasma membrane. The transcript is spliced from 2 exons. The record is from RefSeq and is a predicted model, not a curated record. Bases 10 to 2457 code for a protein of 815 amino acids. Gene Ontology annotation, biological process: homophilic cell-cell adhesion. Lineage: Eukaryota; Metazoa; Chordata; Actinopteri; Scombriformes; Scombridae.